This is a messenger RNA of Durusdinium trenchii, 2052 nucleotides long. The record is from the annotation of a GenBank genome assembly. Lineage: Eukaryota; Dinophyceae; Suessiales; Symbiodiniaceae.
AUGGAACCUGUCAUCGAACUUGUCUAUGAAGGUCUCUACAUGCUGCGCAUCGAGCUGAGCUUCUUGGUGGCUCUCGCCUUUCUAUGGGUGGCGGGCCAGUCACUGAGCAACAAGCGUGUCGAUCCAGUCAAGGCCCGUAAGGCUCCAGCUCCACGUCGUGGAACGACUCGGCGCGCCAACGUGGAUGAGACUCUCACACCCUCCACCGUUGACCCGAAGAAGCUCCAAGACCCUUCAUGGGUCGUGGCGCAGGUGGCUGCUCUUUGCCGCUCUCAAGUUCAACGUGCAAUGGAAUUGUACCGAGUUGCUGUGCGGGCAGGCUUAAACAUCAAGGAGAUGUCCGCGAAUGACUGUCAGCAACUCUACUCACAUUUGGUCACUGCUGCCAUCCGUGUGGGGCAAGCUGAUGAUGCCUUGAACCUCAUGAAGGACCUCCGGCGCUUUCAAGAAGUGGAUGUCGCUUUGCUGGCCUCGGCCACAAAGCUUUGCACCUCCAAGCAGCUUUUUGCAGACUGCUUGAGCAUCUAUGACUUCACAUCGCAAGAUCCUAAACUUGAAGUUCAGGACAAGAGUGUAUGGAGUUGCUUGCUCUUCUGUGCUGUCGAGACCAAGAGCUAUCAUCGGUGCUCCUUCUUCUUCGAGCGUUUGAGAACCUAUGGCUCUCCAUCUCCAAAGGACUUUGGCAACAUGGUGCGAUACGCUUCAAGUACAAGCAACUGGCGGUUGGCAUUGCAUCUCAUUGACGACAUGCAGAAGGCACAAGUGGAGGUGGACAGCGUGGUGUACAACACAGUGCUAGCGGCUUGUGUAAGUGCCGAACAGCUCGACCAGGCCCGUAAGCUCUUGGAUCAAAUGGUUGCAGCUGGAGGAGUCACCGAUGUCAUCACCUACAAUACGCUGGCUAAGGGGUAUGCCAAAGCUGGUCGCAUGGACAUGUGCUUCGAAUUGUACCAGCUGAUGCGUUCGCGUGGCCUCAGCCCAUCUCAAGUGACCUAUGGAAUCCUGCUGGAUGGCUUUAUCAACGACAAUGAGGUGGAUAAAGCGGUGGACAUUUUCAACACCAUGCGCACGGAGGGCUGCCAAAUGAAUACGGUGCUCUACACAACUCUCAUCAAAGGCUUUGCACGAGCAGGGCAAGUGGACCAAGCUGUGCAAAUCUAUGAGGAGAUGCGAAAGGAAAGGUCCAUGCAGCCAGACGUCAUCACAUUCUCGAUCCUCAUCAAAGCAAAUUGCGAUGUGGGCAGGCUAGAAGAAGCUCUGAAGAUGCUACUGGCCAUGAAGGAGGCAGGACUCAAGCCGGACGAGGUCGUCUUCAACAACCUGUUGGGCGGCUGCAUCAACGACUGCAAGCUGGAAUUGGCCAAGGACCUAUACAAGGAGAUGAUUGCCUCCAAUGUUAAGCCAUCUGUAGCAACCUUUUCAAUCCUGAUUCGCCUGUAUGCUCAAUGUAAGCAUUGGGAUGAAGCAGUAGACUUGUUGCGCCAGGAGCUGCCAUUACAAAAGGUCUCGCCGGAGCCACGACUUUUUGGUCAGUUGGCACAGUGCUGCCUUCGUGAUCGGCAGGGCCGUCGAGCCAGUGAGGUCUACAAGAUGCUGACAGAGAGCUCCACACCAACUGCUGCCAUGAACAGCACUUUGCUUGGGAUGUGCGCCAAGCUGAAUAUGCUGGACACAGGUGCUGAGAUCAUGCACUUGGCUGCUGAUGCCAACUCACGGGUGGACCCCCGUGAUGCUGCUAUGAUGCUUGAGGUCAAUGCAGACUACCUGGGCAGUGGUGCCAUUUUUGCUACGCCUACAAAGGCAAGUGCUGCGAAGGGGUUGGAACACCUACCGGCCUUGCGGACGCAAGUGGCUUCGAAGGGACCAGUCCCCAUUGUCGCCAUUGGUGGGGUGGAUCUAUCUUCUGCUGGUGACUGCAUUCGCUCCGGCGCUGACGGUGUGGCUGUGGUUCGUGGCUUGCUGAAGAGCGAUGGUCCUGAGGAUUCUGAGGCCAAAGCUAAGGCACUCAUUUCUGAGGUUCGCUCUGCUCUUGCAGAACGCAGCGGAGAAUGA